Messenger RNA from Camponotus floridanus (Florida carpenter ant), 1131 nucleotides. RefSeq names its product odorant receptor Or1-like. Gene Ontology annotation, cellular component: plasma membrane. The transcript has 5 exons. Lineage: Eukaryota; Metazoa; Arthropoda; Insecta; Hymenoptera; Formicidae. The record is from RefSeq and is a predicted model, not a curated record. Gene Ontology annotation, molecular function: olfactory receptor activity; odorant binding. Bases 25 to 1131 code for a protein of 368 amino acids. Gene Ontology annotation, biological process: detection of chemical stimulus involved in sensory perception of smell; sensory perception of smell.
AGAAAAGUAAAUUAGAAUUUAAAUAUGGGCCUGUUAGAUUUUACGUUUAAGAUAUUAAUGAUUUGCGGGUGUUGGAUACCGGAUUCCUGGACAACACCGUACAAACGAUUAGUUUAUCAUGUGUACACAAUUUUUAUAAUGCUACUCAUACAUACGUUUAUGCUAUCGCAACUGAUGGAUCUAAUUUUAACCGUGGACAAUGCUGAGGAUUUUACUGAUAAUUUCUACAUGCUUCUCGCCAUGAUUGUUUCCUGUUGUAAGAUGUUCACCUUGCUGAUGAACCGCAGUAAUAUUACAAUGUUAAUCGAUAUUCUCACAAGAAAACCAUGUAGACCAGAUUAUUCUGACGAAAUCGAGAUUCAGCAGAAAUUUGAUAGACUUAUACAGACAAAUACACUUUACUAUGCAAUCCUGGUCGAGACAACGUGUAUAUGCAUUGCCGUGACAUCGUUGCUGACAGAGUUCAGUAAAGGAAGAUUGACAUUCAGAGCAUGGUUACCAUUCAACUAUACGUCGCCGUUACUGUUUCGCAUAGUAUAUAUACACCAGCUGAUAGGUUUAACUGCCGGCUCUGUUCUCCAUGUAGGUUGUGAUGGUCUGAUAUGUGGUCUGCUGGUGCAUGUUUGCUGUCAAAUUGAAAUAAUGGAAUGCCGUUUGAGAAAAAUCGGAAGCAAUCGAGAUAAUCUUCGCAAAUCCGUUCUUCAGCACAAUACUGUAUUCAAGCUUGCUCGCUUAAUAAAUGAAAAAUUUAGAUUGACUAUCGUUAUACAGUUUAUUGUGAGUACAUUGGUAAUGUGCUUUAAUCUAUAUCAAUUUACUAAAUCAACUGCAUCAAGAGCAAAAUAUAUGCAAUUAAUAAUGUAUAUGGGUUGCAUGCUGUCGCAAAUUUUCUUAUAUUGCUGGUAUGGAAACGAAGUUAAGUUGAAGAGUCGACAAUUGGUCAAUAACAUAUUUGAAAUGGAAUGGUUUGAACUCGAUAAUUAUACUAAACAAUCUUUAUUAAUGAUUAUGACACGUGGUACAAUACCAAUUGAGCUUACUAGUGCCUAUGUUAUCUCUAUGAAUCUCGACUCAUUUGUGCAUUUACUUAAAACAUCAUACUCAGCUUAUAACAUACUUCAGCAAAUGUAA